Molecule: messenger RNA, 1606 nt
Organism: Coregonus clupeaformis (lake whitefish)
Lineage: Eukaryota; Metazoa; Chordata; Actinopteri; Salmoniformes; Salmonidae
Product: UPF0690 protein C1orf52 homolog
Exons: 3
Coding region: 121-798 (225 amino acids)
Source: RefSeq, a predicted model, not a curated record
UUCAAAAUGGAGUAACCAGCAAAAUCAUCAAGGUUGAUUGCCAAUUAGCUAGGGGCAUUAUAUUCCUAUCUCUAAAGUUAAACUCAUCGUAUUACUAGCAAAUGUAAUAUUUUCAUCAGUAUGGUUGAUAAGAAGAAACCAGACUCUUUCCAUUACUUCAUGAGUUACGAUGAUCUGAGUGACAGUAGCGAUAGUAACAGCAGCGAUUCUGAUGAACAGGGCCAGAAGAAAUCGAAAGGAAAGGGUGGGGGCGAUGCUACUGGAAGCGGCAGCAAAUCUCCCCAACACGGGACCAAGCGGGCGGUUAGUGGAGCUCCUCUACCCAAACCUGAUGAGCUCUUCAAGUCGGUUUCCAAGCCAUCCUUCCUGUACAACCCAUUGAAUAAACAGAUAGAUUGGGAGAGUCGCGCCGUGAAAGCUCCUGAAGAGCCUGCCAAGGAGUUCAAGGUGUGGAAGACGAAUGCGGUGCCCCCUCCUCAGACUUACGCCACAGAAACAGAGAAGCCCAAGAAGGGAGCUCCCCCGGGUAUGGACAUGGCCAUAAAGUGGUCCAACAUCUACGAGGAUAACGGAGAAGACGCUCCACAGCCUCACACGGGCAACGCUGUCUUCCUGCCCACAGAGGAACAGCCAUCAGAUUCAGACGAAGAUGGAGACAAGGCAUCAGUGUCAGCAAAAAAGAGGAGGGUGGAGAGCUUCCAACAGAAGGAGAAGAGGAAGAGGGAUCUGGGCCAGGCCACCUCUGACAAGAGUUUCGUAGAGGAAGAGAAGAGGAUUCUCAGGCAGAACGUGGACUGAGGCCUAGAUCUGGUGUGAAGCCUGGGCUUUGAUUUGGGUUUUGGUCCAAGUCUGGGUGCACUAACCCUCAGUGACUGUCCUACAGCUCUGCCCCAGACACCCCCACACUCCUCUCUCUUAUCCUGUGUCCAGCCCCUGGUUUUGUGAAUGGUCCAGUACUCGUCUACCCAGUACACAUGAUAUAGAUGUUAUUGUUAUGGAAACAUUUGGACUGUUAUUUUUAAACCCUUGGUAUAUCUCUGAUCCAGACACUAGUGGAAAACACAUUUAUUCCUGAGUUUGUGUGUCCGUAGGUAUUGUCCAAUGUUUUGUUGUAAAUAGACAACCACCUGACCUACAUAUAAUAGGCUUGAUUUGGAUGAAUAUCUUUUAACUGCUUUGGGGGAUAUCAAAUGUGUUCAUAUGUUUGGAUCAUGGGCAGAUUUAUUUUUUAUAUGGCUUUUAUUUUUGAAUAGUGAGAAAUGUAUGGUAAAGACAUUGCAUUAUUAGUGUCUCUAAAUGUCUCUGUUGGCGAGAACGCAGGGAGCGAGAUCAAGAAAGACUGCAUUUGAUAGACUAAUUGAAACCAUGUGGGUAACUUUUCAUAUACAUAAAAUAUCCACCUGAUGGCGCCAUUGGGCCACAUUUGGGACAACUUUUUCACUGGAGGGAAAGGCUCAUUUGCAGUAGUAGUAACUUAUGUUGCCAUGUCUUUUACUGUGUCUAUACAAUAUGUAUACAGUUAACCACACACUGACAGUUUUAAUGUCAGUUUUGUAGUAAAUUCCCUUGUCAUACACAACUGAUGCAAUAAACGGAAUGUUAAUGA